GCCCAUUUGGAACAUCCAUUGAUUGCAGUGUUGACGAGGAGACUCCGCUUCUGGUAAGUAGUAAACUAUACCUAGUAUAGUAGGUGCAUCGUGGACUGAGGCAUCCCACAGCGAUAUCGCAUUCGACCUCCAUGUCCUGCAUUCUAUUAUUAAUACCGGUCUUAUCGGUAAUUAUUUCUUCUAUCCAGUACUCUGUACCUAUUCUGUACCGUAUGGAUGUAUACUCCGUACAUGUGAGUACAUACUUAUUAUGCUCGAUAGGCUUUCUCACCGCCCACACCGAGUCCGAAAUCCAAUCCAAUCCAAUCGCCUUCUCCAGCCUCGACUUUCCACUUCUCCAGUAUCUCUUCACGUCUUCUGCUACCGGGUGUCUUCCCCUUUAACUUACUCUCUCUGAGUAGCCGAUCUUCCUCUCCGAACCCCUAAGAGCGGCUAUAUCUUAGUUCGUCCUCUUUUUUCUCUUUCCCCUUCUCUCCAGCUCCUAAGACAUUCCCCGAGCACAACCUCUCGAGCCUGCCCAACAUGUCCGGCGAAGCGUGGCUCUACCUGUUGGCGGUGUUGAUCAACGCCGUCAACCUGUUUCUGCAGGUGUUCUUCACCAUUAUGUAUAGCGAUCUGGAAUG
This is a messenger RNA of Aspergillus pseudotamarii, 623 nucleotides long. RefSeq lists its product as uncharacterized. The transcript is spliced from 2 exons. Bases 132 to 383 code for a protein of 83 amino acids. The record is from RefSeq and is a predicted model, not a curated record. NCBI's taxonomy places the organism in Eukaryota, Fungi, Ascomycota, Eurotiomycetes, Eurotiales, Aspergillaceae.